UCCGUGUGAUGGCUCAGAACCACAUGGACAUACUGAUGCCUAAACUCCAUGAUAUCUGCCUUGCCAUUAUAAAUGAGGUGAAGAACCUGCGCUCUGCAGUGUCCUGUGCUGCCAUGGCCACACUGGGUGACAUGUACGUCCACCUCCAGAGGGCCAUGGACAGUGAGGUGGAGGGGACGGCACGCGUGCUGCUGCACAAAGCCAGCGAGGCCAACGCCUUCAUCCGGCAGGGCGCCAACUUUGCCCUGGGUCACAUGGUGCAGAGCUGCACCCCUACACGUGUCAUGAAUGCCCUGCUGGUCGGUGGGCUGAGCCACCGUAACGCUGCGGUGAGGAGCUGCACUGCUCAGCACCUGGAGAGACUGGCUGAGGUCAUGGGGACGGCUCAUCUCCUGUCGGGGAAGAAAGACCUCACUGACCGUUUCUUGAUUGCCGUCAGUAAACUGGCUGUGGACCCUUCACAGGAAGUCAGGUGGGAAGUUCCUCCUGUAAAGUAGCUUGCUUCAACAUAACAGUUAAGGCCGGGAUUCAAUCCAUGGCUCGCUAUAG
This is a messenger RNA of Oncorhynchus masou masou (cherry salmon), 549 nucleotides long. Its product is annotated as TOG array regulator of axonemal microtubules protein 1-like. Gene Ontology annotation, biological process: microtubule cytoskeleton organization. The record is from RefSeq and is a predicted model, not a curated record. The transcript is spliced from 3 exons. Lineage: Eukaryota; Metazoa; Chordata; Actinopteri; Salmoniformes; Salmonidae. The coding region runs from base 9 to 497 and encodes 162 amino acids. Gene Ontology annotation, molecular function: microtubule binding. Gene Ontology annotation, cellular component: cilium; cytoplasmic microtubule.